GGAUCGGAUCAUUUGGUCGAGUGUAUCUGGCACGUGAUUGUAAAACUACAAAGUUUUAUUAUGCGCUUAAAAAAAUGUCAAUCCGUAAAGUGAUCUUAACGCGACAAAUAGAUCAUGUUUUUUCGGAGAAAAAAAUUUUGGCUUCACUUAGACAUCCUUUCAUUGUCAAAAUGUAUAGCUCAAAAUGUGAUGGACAAAAUUUGUAUAUUUUAUUUGAAUAUAUCUCUGGUGGUGAGCUAUUUUCGUAUUUACGAAAUGUUCAAAAAUUUCCUGUUGUAACCGCUCGAUUCUAUGCAUGCGAAGUGAUAUUAGCAUUGGAAUAUUUGCAUUCGAAAAAUAUCGUUUAUCGUGAUUUAAAACCGGAAAAUUUAAUGUUAACAGAGAUUGGCCAUUUGAAAUUAACCGAUUUUGGAUUUGCUAAAAUUGUCAACGAUAUGACUAAUACAUUAUGUGGUACACCGGAAUAUUUGGCACCAGAAGUGAUAGAUGGUAAUGGUUACAAUAAAGCUGUCGAUUGGUGGUCAUUGGGUAUUCUAAUUUAUGAGAUGCUUGCUGGACGACCACCAUUUGAGGGUGAUACAUUAAUGGAUAUCUAUGCAGAAAUUAUGACCAAUCGAAUAUAUUUCCCGGAAAAUAUAAAUUUUUUUACCAAAGAUUUAAUAAAGAAGCUACUUCAAUUAAAUCCUAUCAGAAGGUUUGGUAAUUUGGUAAAUGGUGUUGAUGAUAUCAAAAAUCACAAAUGGUUUAAUGAUAUAAUAUGGGAUGAUAUUAUCAAUAUGAAAAUAACACCACCAAUUAUUCCAAAAUUGAAAUCAACUGGUGAUACAAGCAAUUUUGAUGAUUACGAUGAAGAAAGUACUGAGGAACAAAUGAUACAUUUAAAUAAAAACUAA
Molecule: messenger RNA, 893 nt
Organism: Loa loa (African eye worm)
Lineage: Eukaryota; Metazoa; Nematoda; Chromadorea; Rhabditida; Onchocercidae
Product: AGC/PKA protein kinase
Exons: 7
Biological process (GO): protein phosphorylation
Molecular function (GO): ATP binding; protein serine/threonine kinase activity
Source: RefSeq, a predicted model, not a curated record